UGGCGGCGGCGGCGUCUGCGCCCGGCGGUAGCAGAGGCAACAGCGGCAGCCCUGAGGAGGGUGAGACGGACGCGGCGGCGGCAGCGCGGAAGUCGGGUGGGACCUGGAGCUUCCCGCCUGUCGCUAGCGCUGAGGCGUCUGCCUCCUGCCCGGCUUCUAGCUCACGGCCCUGGCUGGGCAGGGCAGAACGCCCCCGGGGAGGGGCGGAGCAGUAGAUAUGGUAUAAGAUAUUUCUUCAAGAUUGGACAGCUGGGAACCUGUUAUUUCUGAUUAACCUGAAGCUGACUUAUAGCCGUAGAGAAACCUCACGAAGUUCCAUCUUUUGUUUUCUGCUUUACACCUUUAUUGGCACCUAAGUUCACCUUGCAACAAUGUAUGGAAGUGCUCGCUCUGUAGGGAAGGUGGAACCGAGCAACCAGAGCCCUGGCCGUUCACCUAGGCUUCCACGUUCCCCUCGCUUGGGUCAUCGUCGAACCAAUAGUACAGGAGGGAGUUCUGGAAGCAGUGCUGGAGGUGGCAGUGGGAAAACCCUUUCGAUGGAAAAUAUACAAUCCCUAAAUGCUGCCUAUGCCACAUCUGGCCCUAUGUACCUAAGUGACCAUGAAAAUGUGGGUUCCGAAACACCUAAGAGUACCAUGACACUUGGCCGAUCUGGGGGACGUCUGCCUUAUGGUGUUAGGAUGACUGCUAUGGGCAGUAGCCCCAAUAUAGCUAGCAGUGGCGUUGCUAGUGACACCAUAGCAUUUGGAGAGCAUCAUCUCCCUCCUGUGAGUAUGGCAUCCACUGUACCUCAUUCUCUUCGUCAGGCAAGAGAUAACACAAUCAUGGAUUUACAAACACAGCUGAAGGAAGUCUUAAGGGAAAAUGAUCUCCUGCGGAAGGAUGUGGAAGUGAAGGAGAGCAAAUUGAGUUCUUCAAUGAAUAGCAUCAAGACCUUCUGGAGCCCAGAGCUGAAGAAAGAACGGGCUCUGAGAAAAGACGAAGCUUCCAAAAUCACCAUUUGGAAGGAACAGUAUAGAGUUGUGCAGGAAGAAAACCAGCACAUGCAGAUGACGAUCCAGGCUCUCCAGGAUGAAUUGCGGAUCCAGAGGGACCUGAAUCAGCUGUUUCAGCAAGAUAGCAGCAGCAGGACCGGCGAACCUUGUGUGGCAGAGCUGACAGAGGAGAACUUUCAGAGACUACAUGCUGAGCAUGAGCGGCAGGCCAAAGAGCUGUUCCUUCUUCGAAAGACCCUGGAGGAAAUGGAGCUUCGUAUUGAGACUCAGAAGCAGACCUUAAAUGCUCGGGAUGAAUCCAUCAAGAAGCUUCUGGAGAUGUUGCAGAGCAAAGGACUUUCUGCUAAGGCUACUGAGGAAGACCAUGAGAGAACGAGACGUCUGGCAGAGGCAGAGAUGCAUGUUCACCAUCUAGAAAGCCUUUUGGAGCAGAAGGAAAAAGAAAACAAUAUGUUGAGAGAGGAGAUGCAUCGGAGAUUUGAGAAUGCCCCUGAUUCUGCCAAAACAAAAGCUCUGCAAACUGUUAUUGAGAUGAAGGAUUCAAAAAUUUCCUCUAUGGAGCGUGGACUCCGAGACCUGGAAGAGGAAAUUCAGAUGCUGAAAUCCAAUGGGGCAUUGAGUACUGAAGAACGGGAAGAAGAAAUGAAGCAAAUGGAGGUGUAUCGGAGCCAUUCUAAAUUUAUGAAAAACAAGGUAGAGCAACUGAAGGAGGAGCUAAGUUCCAAAGAGGCUCAAGGGGAGGAGCUGAAAAAGAGAGCGGCUGGUCUUCAGGCCGAGGUCUUUGCCAUUGGCCAAGUGAAACAGGAGCUAUCCAGGAAGGACACAGAACUGCUAGCCCUACAGACAAAGCUAGAAACACUCACUAACCAAUUCUCAGACAGUAAGCAACACAUCGAAGUGCUGAAGGAGUCGCUGACUGCUAAGGAGCAAAGGGCUGCCAUCCUGCAGACCGAGGUGGAUGCUCUCCGAUUGCGUUUGGAAGAAAAAGAAACCAUGCUAAAUAAAAAGACCAAACAAAUUCAAGAUAUGGCAGAGGAGAAGGGGACACAAGCUGGAGAGAUACAUGACCUCAAGGAUAUGCUGGAUGUGAAGGAGCGGAAGGUUAAUGUUCUUCAGAAGAAGAUUGAAAAUCUUCAAGAACAACUUAGAGAUAAGGAAAAGCAGAUGAGCAGCUUGAAAGAACGAGUCAAAUCCUUACAGGCUGACACCACGAACACUGACACUGCCUUGACGACUCUGGAGGAGGCCCUUGCGGAGAAAGAGAAGACAAUUGACCGCUUAAAGGAGCAACGGGACAGAGAUGAGCGAGAGAAGCAAGAGGAAAUCGAUAACUACAAAAAAGAUCUUAAGGACUUGAAAGAGAAAGUCAGCCUGUUACAAGGCGAUCUCUCAGAGAAAGAGGCUUCACUCUUGGAUCUGAAAGAGCAUGCUUCUUCCCUGGCUUCCUCAGGACUGAAAAAGGACUCACGGCUUAAGACACUAGAGAUUGCUUUGGAGCAGAAGAAGGAAGAGUGUCUGAAAAUGGAAUCACAGUUGAAAAAGGCACAUGAGGCUACAUUGGAAGCCAGAGCCAGUCCAGAAAUGAAUGACCGAAUACAACAAUUGGAGAGAGAGAUUACCAGGUACAAAGAUGAAUCCAGCAAAGCUCAGACAGAAGUUGACCGCCUCUUGGAAAUCUUGAAGGAGGUGGAAAAUGAGAAGAAUGACAAAGACAAGAAGAUAGCCGAGUUGGAAAGGCAAGUGAAAGACCAGAAUAAGAAGGUAGCAAAUCUGAAGCACAAGGAACAGGUGGAAAAAAAGAAGAGUGCACAGAUGCUAGAGGAGGCCCGGCGAAGGGAGGAUAAUCUCAACGACAGCUCCCAGCAACUACAGGACAGUCUUCGUAAGAAGGAUGACAGGAUUGAAGAGCUGGAAGAAGCCCUAAGAGAAAGUGUACAGAUAACUGCAGAGCGAGAAAUGGUGCUAGCACAAGAGGAAUCAGCCAGGACCAAUGCUGAAAAACAGGUCUGCGAUUUUAUACAGUUAUUAGCAAUGCUGCUGGUUAAAGAUGAGGUAAAACCCAACCAGUAUCGUUUAGGUAAACUAUAAAUAUUAGAUGUUAUUAGGGUUUCAGAAACACUACAUCAAGUAUCAGUAUUUAGACUUCAGUAAAAAUUGAAAUAUGUAGUUGUGUAAGAAUUGGCUCAUGUUAAUGCAGAGGCUUUUACAUUAAUA
Messenger RNA from Otolemur garnettii (small-eared galago), 3209 nucleotides. RefSeq names its product ELKS/Rab6-interacting/CAST family member 1. Bases 372 to 3083 code for a protein of 903 amino acids. Gene Ontology annotation, cellular component: cytoskeleton of presynaptic active zone. Gene Ontology annotation, molecular function: structural constituent of presynaptic active zone. Lineage: Eukaryota; Metazoa; Chordata; Mammalia; Primates; Galagidae. The transcript has 14 exons. The record is from RefSeq and is a predicted model, not a curated record. Gene Ontology annotation, biological process: regulation of synaptic plasticity; neuromuscular synaptic transmission; maintenance of presynaptic active zone structure.